This is a messenger RNA of Labrus mixtus (cuckoo wrasse), 9420 nucleotides long. It is a transcript of the gene itpr2, whose product is annotated as inositol 1,4,5-trisphosphate receptor, type 2. Gene Ontology annotation, cellular component: endoplasmic reticulum; membrane. Bases 247 to 8304 code for a protein of 2685 amino acids. Gene Ontology annotation, molecular function: inositol 1,4,5 trisphosphate binding; inositol 1,4,5-trisphosphate-gated calcium channel activity. The transcript is spliced from 57 exons. Gene Ontology annotation, biological process: calcium ion transmembrane transport. The record is from RefSeq and is a predicted model, not a curated record. NCBI's taxonomy places the organism in Eukaryota, Metazoa, Chordata, Actinopteri, Labriformes, Labridae.
ACAUACAGGAAGAAGUUGAAUAAGUCCUAAACUAACUGCGUUUUCUGAAAUAACUCGUCAUCACUUUUUGGCACUUUCGCUGUUGCCUAGACUCUGAAAUGUGUAGAGCUGAAAGAAUGAGUUUAAGGACUUCUGCUGAAGUGGAUCCGCUGUGUUAACUCGUGGAUUUGCUGCUGCACUCUUCACAGAGACGUGUUUAGACGAUCUUAAAUGGGAAAGCAGGACUAACCCACAAACUGAGUGAAAAUGUCCGAGCACAGAUCCAGUUUUCUUCACAUUGGAGACAUUGUGUCUCUGUACGCGGAAGGCUCGGUGAAUGGCUUCAUCAGUACUUUGGGGCUCGUGGAUGAUCGGUGUGUGGUCCAGCCCGAUGCAGGAGACCUGGCAAACCCUCCUAAAAAGUUCAGAGACUGCCUCUUCAAGGUGUGUCCCAUGAACAGAUACUCGGCCCAGAAACAGUUCUGGAAGGCAAAACAAGGAAAACAGGGAAAUAACAACACGCAGGGAGACCUGUUUAAAAAGUUACAGCAUGCAGCAGAACUGGAGCAGAAGCAGAACGAGUCUGAGAACAAGAAGCUCCUUGGAGAAGUUGUCAAAUACAGUAAUGUCAUCCAGCUCCUGCACAUAAAGAGUAAUAAAUAUCUGACGGUCAACAAGCGUCUCCCUGCUCUGCUGGAGAAGAACGCCAUGCGGGUUUCCUUGGACCCGGCCGGGAACGAGGGCUCCUGGUUCUACAUCCAGCCCUUCUGGAAGCUCCGCAGCGAAGGAGAUAAUGUGGUGGUCGGAGACAAGGUGGUGCUGAUGCCAGUGAACGCGGGGCAGCCUCUUCAUGCCAGUAACAUCGAGCUGCUGGACAACAUCGGCUGCAAAGAGGUUAACGCCGUUAACUGUAACACCAGCUGGAAGGUCGCCUUGUUCAUGAAGUUUAGCGACUACAGGGAGGAUGUACUAAAGGGGGGAGACGUGGUGAGGCUGUUUCACGCCGAGCAGGAGAAGUUUCUGACUGGUGACGAGUACAAAAAGCAGCAGCACGUCUUCCUCAGGACCACGCUGCGGCAGUCUGCCACCUCCGCCACCAGCUCCAAGGCCCUCUGGGAGAUCGAGGUUGUGCACUAUGACCCCUGUAGAAGCGGAGCCGGCCAGUGGAACAGCCUUUUCCGCUUCAAACACCUGGCAACAGGAAAUUACCUCGCAGCUGAGGUGAACCCUGAAUUCAAAGACAACCAUGUGGAGCCCAAAGGAGAGAACGAGACAGAUAUUGUGUUCUCCAAGAAGAAGCAUCAGGCAGCAGAGAAGAUUGCUUUUACUCUGGUUUCUGUUCCCCAUGGGAAUGAUAUCGCGUCUCUCUUUGAACUGGAUGCCACCACUCUGCAGCGGGCCGACUGUCUGGUGCCCAGAAACUCCUACGUUAGACUGAGGCACCUGUGCACCAACACCUGGGUGACGAGCACCAACGUCCCCAUUGAUGCAGAGGAGGAGCGUCCAGUCAUGCUCAAGAUCGGCACCUGUCCCACUAAAGAGGAUAAAGAGGCGUUUGCCAUCGUUUCUGUUCCUCUGUCGGAGGUCCGAGACUUAGACUUUGCUAACGAUGCCAGCAAGGUCCUGGAGUCGACCGUGAGGAAGCUGCAGUACGGCAACAUCGCUCAGAAUGAGAGGAGGUUUGUAACUAAGCUCCUGGAGGACCUGGUCUUCUUUGUUUGUGUGGUACCAAACAACGGCCAGGAUGUGCUGUCUGUGGUCACCUCGACACCAAACAGAGAGAGGCAGAAACUCAUGAGGGAGCAGAACAUCCUCGCCCAGAUUUUUGGCAUCUUGAAGGCUCCGUUCAACGAAGAGGGUGACGGUCCGAUGCUGAAGUUGGAAGAUUUGGGAGACCAGCGCUAUGCUCACUUCAAGUACAUGUUGAGUCUCUGCUACAGGGUGCUACGCCACUCCCAGCAAGACUACCGCAAAAACCAGGAAUAUAUAGCCAAAAAGUUCUCAAUCAUGCAGUCUCAGAUUGGAUAUGAGAUUCUGGCUGAGGACACAAUCACUGCGCUGCUGCACAACAACCGCAAGCUGCUGGAGAAACACAUCACGGCCAAAGAGAUCGAGACCUUUGUCAACUUGCUGAGGCGCAACAGAGAGCCCAGAUUCUUGGACUACCUCUCUGAUCUGUGCGUGUCCAACAAGACUGCCAUCCCUGUCACACAGGAGCUUAUCUGUAAAUUUAUGCUGAACCCCACCAACGCAGAUAUCCUCAUCCAGACUAAGCUAAUCCCUAACACUGAGACCACCCUGGAGUCUUCUCUGCUGCAGGAGGAGGUGGAGGAGGAGGAGGUUUGGCUCUACUGGAUCGACAGCCACAAGGAACCUCACGGCAAAUCAAUCCGACACCUGGCUCAGGACGCUAAAGGCAACCACAAGAUGGAUGUAGAAACCAUCACCUACUACAGAUACCAGCUCAACCUGUUUGCUAAAAUGUGUCUCGACCGUCAGUACCUCGCCAUCAACCAGAUCUCCUGUCAGCUUCCAGUGGAUCUGAUCCUGCGCUGCAUGUUCGACGACUGCCUGCCCUACAACCUGAGAGCGUCCUUCUGCCGCCUCAUGCUGCACAUGCAUGUGGACCGGGAUCCUCAGGAGCCCGUGGUGCCGGUUCGCUACGCUCGCCUCUGGACCGAGAUCCCCUCCAAGAUCACGAUCCACGAGUUUGAGUACGAGACCACUGACACUUCAAGAGAUGAGAUGAAGAGCAAGUUCGCUCACACGAUGGAGUUUGUGGAGGAAUACCUCAAAGAUGUGGUCAGCCAGCGGUGUCCAUUUGGGGAUAAAGACAAGAAUGAGCUCACACUAGAGGUGGUGAAUCUGGCUCGUAACUUGGUUUACUUUGGUUUCUACAGUUUUAGUGAGCUGCUGCGCCUCACACGCACCCUGCUGGCCAUUCUGGAUAUUGUCCAGCACCCGCUCACCUUUGUGAACAAGCUCAACAAGAGCCCCGAGGCUGGCAACAAUGUCCUCCGUACAAUCCACGGCGUCGGGGAGUUGAUGACUCAGAUGGUGAUGAGUCGAGGGGUCCCUCACAGCCUCCCCGACACCCCUCCCUCCCUUCGCUACGCUAAAGGACACUUCCUGCCGGACAAUGAGGACGUCAUGGUGAUGGACACCAAGCUGAAGAUCAUCGAGAUCCUGCAGUUCAUCCUGAGUGUGAGGCUGGAUUAUAGGAUCACAUACUUGUUGUCCAUCUACAAGAAAGAGUUUGGGGAGAAGAGCAUAACUGAAACCUCUGGCUCUGUGGCUGACUUGCUCCCAUUCAUUCCUCCUGAACCCGACAUAGAUGAGAUCGCAACCAAAGCAGAGAGCAUGUUUGCAGGAAGCUCAGAGCUGAGUGCGGUGGAGCUGGACGACGAGGGUGGCAGGACGUUUUUGAGGGUUCUGAUCCAUCUCAUCAUGCAAGAUUACCCCCCGCUGGUGUCUGGCUCACUGCAGCUGAUCUUCAAGCACUUCAGCCAGCGAGCCGAGGUGCUGCAGGCCUUCAAGCAGGUCCAGCUGCUUGUGUCCGAGCAGGAUGUAGAGAACUACAAGCAGAUCAAAACAGACCUGGACCAGCUGCGUCUGACCGUGGAGAAGUCCGAGCUGUGGGUGGAGAAGAGUGGAGUCUACAACGGUGAAGAACUCGGGGUCAGACAGGACAAGGAGCAGAACAUCGAGGAAGUUGUGCUGAGCCCUGUGCAGGACGGAGAUAACAAACCUCAAAUUGAUUGCAACAAAGCAAACAACUACAACAUCGUCAAAGAGAUCCUGCUGAGACUCAGUAAGCUGUGUUACCCGAGUAAGAAGAGUCGUGUGCAGCAGCAGAGGCUCCUGAAGAACAUGGGGGCCCACACCGUGGUGCUGGACCUUCUGCAGAUCCCCUACGAGCAGAGUGAUGAGAAAAUGAACGAGAUCAUGACCCUGGCUCACACAUUUCUGCAGAAUUUCUGCAGAGGAAACCCUCAGAAUCAAGUUCUUCUGCAUAAAAACCUCAACCUCUUCCUCACUCCAGGGCUGCUGGAAGCGGAGACGAUGCGUCACAUCUUCAUGAAUAACUUCCUGCUCUGCAAUGAGAUCAGCGAACGCGUGGUCCAUCAUUUUGUCCACUGCAUUGAAACACACGGACGGCACGUUCAGUACCUCAAGUUCCUGCAGACCAUUGUGAAGGCCGACGGGAAGUAUGUGAAGAAAUGUCAGGACAAAGUCAUGACAGAGCUGGUUAAUGGAGGCGAGGACGUGCUGGUGUUCUACAAUGACCGCUCCUCGUUCCCGGUGCUGCUGCAGAUGAUGGGCUCUGAGCGAGAGCGGACGGAUGAGGACGGCGCUCUGGCCUACCACAACACGCUGGUGGAGCUGCUGGCCGCCUGCACCGAAGGCAAGAACGUCUACACCGAGCUGAAAUGCAACUCUCUGCUGCCCCUCGACGAUAUUGUCAAAGUUGUCACAGACGUUCACUGUAUACCAGAGGUGAAAACUGCCUAUGUGAACUUUGUGAAUCAUUGCUACGUGGACACAGAGGUGGAAAUGAAGGAGAUCUACACCUCCAACCACAUCUGGAAGCUCUUUGACAACUUCCUGGUGGACAUGUCCAGUGUGUGCAACACGACCACAGACCGUAACCACGCCGAUCUGGCCUUGGAGAAGUAUGUGACAGAGACGGUGAUGGCCAUUGUCAAAGGUUUCUUCAGCUCACCUUUCUCUGUCAACCACUCCAAUCUGCAGACAAACCAGUCGGUCUUCAUCAAGCUGCUCCAGUCUUCUUUUAGGAUCUACAACUGCAACUGGAUCAGCUCAGCUCAGAAGGUUAAUAUCGAGAGCUGUAUCAAGACACUGGCUGACGUCGCUAAGGCGCGGGCCAUAGCCAUCCCUGUGGAUCUGGACAGUCAGGUCAACACUUUGUCUCUGAAGGUCCACAGCAACAUGGUGCAGCGAGCGGCCAAGGACUGGAGGAUCUCUGCACGCACACGACCACGCAAGGAGCCCCUGGGCGGCCCCGACUACAAGAACAUUAUUGAGAAGCUGCAGGGGGUCGUGUCCCUCCUGGAGGAGCAGUUCAGUCCAAAGGUUCAGGCGGAGUUUUCUGUGCUGGUCGAUGUUCUGCACAGCCCCGAGCUGCUGUUUCCAGAGGCCGCUCGCUUACCCUGCGAGAGCGGAGCGUUCAUGUCUAAACUGAUUAAACACACCAAGAAGCUGAUGGAAAAAGAGGAGAAGCUGUGUAUUAAGAUCCUCCAGACGCUGCGAGAGAUGCUGGACAAGAAGGAAUGCAUUCAGGAGUCUGGAAAUGAUUUGAGAAAGAUCCUCCUCACACGCUACUAUGGAAAUCAAAAGCUUCUCUCCAAGCCGGAGCUCGGGAGUGGAAACAGCUCAUCUGGCGGCUUUGUCAAGCCUUCAUCCGGAGGAGGUUCCCCCAUGCUGGACUCUGACAAACCCUGCAGCAGUGUGAUGGAGAUUCAGUGUCUCCUGGACAACGUCGGCACAUCAGAGCUUGUGAUCGACCUCAUCGUCAACACAAAGAACGACCGAGUGUUCGAGGAGAGCAUCCUAUUGGGCAUCGCGCUUCUGCAGGGCGGAAACACACAGAUACAGAACUCCUUCUACAGCCAGCUGUACAAGCAGAAGAAGUCCGAGGGGUUCUUCAAGGUUUUCUACGACCGCAUGCGUCUCGCGCAGCAGGAGAUCCGAGCCACCGUGUCCGUCAACAUGUUCGAGCUCAGCUGCAGGAAAAGGGACGACGAUGGCGACGUCAGCGGCAUCCGGUUCAAGAAAGGAAAAGACUCGGGGCUUCACAUAAGGGAGGACAUGCGUGGGCAGCUGAAAGAGGCCUCAUCAGUGACCUCAAAGGCCUUCUGCGCCUUCAGAAGGGAGCUGGAUCCAGACCUGGAAGGCCUCGGCCAGAACAGCGAGUUAAUUGGGGCUGACGAGGCUCCGGAGGAAACACAAAUGAGCCCGGCCAUCACCAUCAUGAAACCGAUCCUGCGUUACCUGCAGCUGCUCUGUGAGAACCACAAUUCAGACCUGCAGAACUUUCUGCGCAACCAGAACAACAAGACAAACUACAAUCUGGUGUGUGAGACUCUUCAGUUCCUGGACUGUAUCUGCGGGAGCACCACCGGAGGUCUCGGGCUGCUCGGCCUUUAUAUCAAUGAGAGCAAUGUGGACCUGGUGCGCCAAACCCUGGAGACCAUCACAGAGUACUGCCAGGGACCCUGCCAUGAAAACCAGACGUGUAUAGCCAAGCAUGAGUCAAACGGCAUUGACAUUAUCAUAGCUCUGAUUGUCAACUCCAUCAACCCCCUGGAGAAGCAUCGUCUGGACCUGGUGCUGCAGCUCAAGAACAAUGCCUCCAAGCUCCUAUUGGCCAUCAUGGAGAGUCGCCAUGACAGCGAGAACGCAGAGAAGAUCCUGUACAAGAUGAGACCCACCGAACUGGUGGAUGUGAUGAAGGAAGCGUACGCUCAGGGUCUGGAGAGCGAGGAGGACGAGGACGGUGCUGGAGACCAGAUCAAGCCCAGAGACGUCGGACACAACAUUUACAUCCUGGCCCAUCAACUGGCACGGCACAAUAAGAUCCUGCAGCAGAGCCUGAGGCCGGGGUCUGUGUUGGGAACCGUGUGUGUGGUCGACCCCGACAAUGAAAAGGACGACGCCCUUCAUCAUUAUGCCAACCACACAGCCCAGAUAGAGAUUGUGCGUCAUGACCGCACCAUGGAGCAGAUCGUGUUUCCGGUGCCUAACAUCUGCGAGUACCUCACAGAGGAGUCCAAGGUGCGAGUGUUCACCACCACAGAGAGAGACGACCAGGGCAGCAAGGUGAACGACUUCUUCCAGCAGUUUGACAACCUCUACAACGAGAUGAGGUGGCAGAAGAAGAUCCGCAAGAAUAAGGCUCUGUUCUGGUUCUCGAGACACAUCUCUCUGUGGGGGAGCAUCUCCUUCUACCUGGCCUGUCUGGUCAACAUCGCCGUGGCUGUGUUCUACCCCUUCGGUGACGAUGGAGAUGAAGGCACCUUGUCCCCGUUCUGGAAUAUCUCUCUGUGGGUGGCACUGGGGGUGUUCACCGCGUUACUUCCUGUCUUACCUAAGCCGUGGGGCAUCCUGUUCUUUCUGGUCUCCCUCAUUCUACGUGCCAUCUACACUAUGGGCCUCGCUCCCGCCCUGCUGUUGCUGGGUACUGUCAAUCUUUUCAACAAGUUGGUCUUUCUUGUGAGUUUUGUGGGCAACCAGGGGACGUUCACUCGAGGCUACAAAGCAGUCGUAAUGGACAUGCUCUUUAUCUACCAUCUGGGCUACGCCUUCAUCUGCGUCCUGGGGCUCUUUGUGCACGAGUUCUUCUUCAGCUUUCUGCUGUUCGACCUGGUGAUCCGAGAGGAGACGCUGCUCAACGUGAUCAAAAGUGUGACGAGAAACGGCCGCUCCAUCAUCCUGACGGCCGUUCUCGCCAUCUUCCUCGUCUACUUCUUCUCCAUCAUCGGCUUCCUCUUCUUCAAGAACGACUUCCGCAUGGAGGUGGACCACCUUCUCCCGCCAGGAAAAGGGGAAUUAUUGAGUAGCAAAGGAGUUCCUGGCACAUGUGUGAAAGAUAGCUGCCCUGAUGCAACACCAGAUGAAGACGACGAGAUAGAGCGCGUGUGCGACACUCUGCUCAUGUGCAUCAUCACAGUGUUAAACCAGGGACUCCGUAAUGGAGGAGGUGUGGGAGACAUUCUCAGGAGACCCUCCAGACAGGAGCCACUGUUUGCAGCGCGGGUGGUUUAUGACCUGCUGUUCUUCUUCGUCGUCAUCAUCAUCGUUCUUAACCUCAUCUUUGGCGUCAUCAUCGACACCUUCGCUGACUUGAGGAGCGAGAAACAAAGGAAGGAGGAGAUCCUGAAAACCACCUGUUUCAUCUGUGGGCUGGAAAGAGACAAGUUCGACAACAAGACGGUGUCCUUCGAGGAGCACAUCAAAUCUGAACACAACAUGUGGCACUACCUUUACUUCCUGGUCCUGGUGAGGGUGAAGGAUCCGACCGAGUACACCGGCCCUGAGAGCUACGUGGCCCAGAUGAUCGCGGAGAAGAACUUGGAGUGGUUCCCCAGGAUGAGAGCCAUGUCUCUGGUGAGCAGCGAGGGAGACAACGAGCAGAACGAGAUGCGCUCUCUGCAGGAGAAGCUGGACAGCACCAUCACUCUGGUGAUGCAGCUGUCAGGCCAGCUGUCUGAGCUCAAGGAACAGAUGACAGAACAGAGGAAGAACAAGCAGAGGCUUGGGUUUCUGGGUCCUCCUCAGCCCAACCAUCACAUCCCGAGCCACUGAGACGCUCCGACAGGACACAGUGAUGGGACCAGAGGAGUGUGGGUAAAUACCACAUGAGAGAGCCAAGACACACAGAAACUUCAGAACAAUACAAGAACUACAAGAACUACAAGAACUACAAGAACACUUAAGAGUAGUUCAAGAGGGACAGUUUUAACAUGGUGCCUUUACUAUGACACAAACCCGUCCUGUGCCUUCAGAAUCCCUUUAUUGACUGUGUGUACACCCCAACAGAGGAACUGAGUGACUGGCCCGGCACGGCACACAUCUACCAGUGUAGUGCUCGAGUGCCAGAGAGAGGUCGAGGGUUGUUAAGGGGCGAGGUUAACGGUUAAGUGCUGUCAAGUCUGUGGACGGCCGUCUCUCCUCGGCUGUCUCAGCGCCGACGUGUCAGAGAGCGAGGCCGAGCGAGCGCGCAGCCUGGUGCUGAACACAGUGUGUGUGUGCCAACAUAAAGUAUUCUCCCCUUUAUGUUUUCAUUCUCUGAUAGUAUUAUAGAGAACACUUUACAUUAAUAACUGGAGUAUUAUUUUUUUGCCUUUUUGAAAAAAACAACCAUGCUGCCUUACUCGUUAACUUUUAUAAACCUACAACUGCUAAUAGUUCUCUUUUUUAAAAACAAAAAGAGGAAACACAUGAAAGCUUCUAACUGGAAACAUGGUUAAAUGUGUGGGUAUUAAUUUAGCAUGCUUUGUGUUUAGAAAUUGCCUUCACUGCAUCAUCUCAGUUGCCUUUUACAGAUUUAUAUAAGUGACAUAAAUGUGAAUAGAAAUAAUAACGACCUGUGCAGAACUUACUUGAAGAUCCUUUUUUAAAUUUAAAUCUUACGUCGGUACAAAGUGCAGUGAUGACUGAGGAUGGUAAGCUCAUACUGUAAUGUUUAACUGUAUCUGCUCGUAUCAUCUUCUUCCUCUACUGUUUUUUUUAACUUGUCAAUCAUCCUCACGUGUCUCUCUUGGAGUGCGAUUGAUUGUUUAGUGUGUACUUCUGUUUUAAACUUGCACAAACUAAACGGCAGAAUGUGAUUCUAACUGUCCGGUGACACUUCCUGUUUCAGUAUGAUGUAUAGAGAGAUGUGUUUUUAUGUGGUCUGGUGUAAUAAACGUGUAAAAACAA